CUCUCUCCCCACGUCUUCAAACGCUGCACACAAUCCAACCAAGGGACACGGAAGCUAAAAUAUGAAGUUACAGUUACUGUAUGUUUACAGCGCUCUGUGAGCUGUUUUUGUUUGUUUUUAUUCAGGCUUGACUCCAGUGGAGUCGCUUUUGUGCGGAGAAGGUGAUCGGUGCGCCAAGUUUCCAUGUGGAGACGGGAAAAAGUAUAGUAGUAUACUACUCUCUAGUCAUUUUGUUUUCUUUUUCUUUUUUUUAUUCUCUUUUCUUUCUUAUUUUAUUUUAUUUUUUUUUAUUAUUUUUAUUUUUUUCGUCGUUGACUGUGAAGACGGAUUUGCGCUGAGAAUUUCUGAACUUUUUUGGGGAGGUGGUUUGCAGAUACCAGAAUGCUGCCGCAGCUGCUCAGCCUGGCCUGCGGUCUCUGCUGCUUUUACUUCAACUCCGUCACUGCAAAUGUACUGCAAGCUGAGGCGUGGCUGCAGCAGUAUGGUUACCUGCCUCCAGGUGAUGUUCGAGCCCAGGCCAUCCGCUCACCUAAGUCCAUCGAAACAGCAAUAGAGGCCAUGCAGAGAUUUUAUGGACUGACUGUCACCGGUUCGAUUGAUACGAACACUUUAGAAGCAAUGAGACGGCCGCGAUGUGGUGUUGCUGACAAGUUUGGCCCAGAGCUGAAAACCAACCUGAGGAGGAAGAGAUAUGCCAUACAGGGUCUGAAGUGGGAAAAAUCUGAGGUGACCUUCAGCAUAGAGAACUACACCCCUAAGGUGGGUGAAAGAGCCACAUUCGAUGCCAUCCGAAAGGCCUUCAAGGUGUGGGAGAGCGUUAUCCCUCUCACCUUCCGAGAAAUCCCCUUUAGCCAAAUCAAAGGCAAAGUUGACAAGUAUGCAGACAUCAUGCUGUCCUUUUCACAAGGCUUCCAUGGUGACAGCACACCAUUUGACGGCGAGGGUGGGUUUCUGGCCCAUGCUUAUUUUCCCGGUAGUGGUAUUGGAGGAGACACCCACUUUGACCUUGAUGAACCAUGGACAACUGGAAACGAAGAUCAGGGAGGUAAUGAUGUUUUCCUGGUAGCAGUCCAUGAGUUAGGUCAUGCACUGGGUCUGGAGCACUCCAAUAACCCUUCAGCCAUCAUGGCCCCAUUCUACCAAUGGUUCGACACCGAAAACUUCCAGCUUCCUGAUGAUGACCGCAGAGGCAUCCAGGCUAUUUAUGGCGAAAAGUCCGGAGCACCCCCUCCUCCUCCUCCUGCUCCUCCUCGUCCCAAACCGGACAAUGGUCCAGAUAUAUGUGAGGGACACUUUGACACCAUUGCCACCCUCAGAGGAGAAAAGUUUGUCUUUAAGGACAAGUGGUUUUGGCGUGUGCGUAACAACAAGGUGUUGCCUGGCUACCCAAUGCCCAUCGGUCACUUCUGGAAAGGCCUGCCUUCAAACCUCAAUGCAGCCUAUGAAAGAGAUGAUGGGAAGUUUGUCUUCUUCAAGGGUGACAGGUACUGGAUUUUUAGUGAGUCCUCCAUGGACAAAGAUUCUCCUAGAACCCUGAGAGACCUGGGCACCAGUCUACCCACAGAUAAGAUCGAUGCUGCUCUCUUCUACACUCCAACGGGACAAACAUUCUUCUUCAGAGGAGCUGAAUAUUACCGUUUCAACGAGCAAACUCGCAGAGUGGACAGUGAUUAUCCGAAGCCCAUCAGCACCUGGAAUGGAGUUCCAGAUAACAUCAAGGCUGCCAUCAUGAGUGAAGAUAGCUCUUACACUUAUUUCUAUAAAGCCAAUAAGUACUGGAAGUUCAACAACCAGUACAUGAAGGUGGAGUCUGGCUACCCAAAGUCUGUGCUCCGUGACUGGAUGGGCUGUGAUAGCGAGGAGCCAAAGAAGGGUCGGAAAGAGGUGAUCAUUAUCCACGAAUCAGAGGGCGGCUCUGGGGCAGUGGCCGUGGUAAUUCCUCUCCUCCUCCUGGUGCUCGUGGUGACCACUCUGGGAGUGCUUUUGUUCUUUAGGAAGUACGGCACGCCUCGACGUCUCCUUUACUGUCAGAGAUCGCUGCUGGACAAGGUGUAGACAGACCAACUGGUGACUGACAGACUGCCACAGAGGGACAGACAGAAAAGGGGAGAGUUUGAAGGAACAAGGGCCAGAUGAAGAUUGAAACUAAGAGCUGUGGAAGAAGAGAAAAGAAGAACUGCAGGGAAGACCAAAGAAAUGUGGGAUAGAAUGGGGGGUGAAAUGUUGAGUGGUUUGUAAGUGCCUUGAAAGGAAAAAAAAAAACAGAAAGGCCUUUGAAAAUGAAAUCAGGAAAAUUAUAUUUGUAUGUUAACUAUUUACAUGUACUGUUUGAGUUCAGAAAUUAAGAACAUAUCCACAGUAAAGAAGGGAAAUAUACGAAGACCCAUCAUCCUCCCACGUCUCCCCUCUCACGUCCCGGGUAUUAAAAUCAUCCUCUCCUCUAACUGGACGACUCCAGCUGAACUGCUGUCUGAUUCACUUUUCAUCUGAAAUACAACUUUCUCUUUUAUUUUUACUCAAAUGGUCUCUUUUAAUAUUUUUUUUCCUCUGAAUUACCAUCAUUGGGAUUUUUUUUUAGAGUUGGAAAUUCUUUGGUUUAACACAUUUCCUCUUAAAUCCAUUAUGCCAAGUUGUUGACUCAUCUCUACCACUAAAAGGUGUGUAUAGGAAUAAGUUUUUAUUCACUAAAUACAGUUAGAUUAAGUUUUAUAUUUUCAGUGUUAGACCUAAAAACACAACAAAGCUUUCCUGUUGACAGUUACCUUUUGAAUUUUGUAUGAAAAUAAUUAUAUUUCUUUAAAAGAAAGGAAAAAAAAACUUAAGUAUUGAAAUAAGUAUUGCUUUGGCAUUGGGGCUUUAAGAAGAUUCCCUCGUAUGAAAGUUAAAGAUGUUCAGUUAUUGCUUUUGAUGACCUGUAAACUGAUUUAAUGAAGCUGUGUCUUACAGCACAUCCACUAGGUGCAGCGUUAGUACUACUUCUGUCUGUCCGUCAGGCUUCACAUGAGGACGCUGGAGGCAAUUUCCUGCUGAUUGUCUUGCCAACUACAAUUUGAUCAAAACAUCUAUAAAAACAACAAAGAUGCCCCUUCAGGUUCAGGAGUCCUUCAUUAUAUCUGCACAUAUUUUACUUAAUUAAAACUUAAAACACUCAAACUUACAAAAGGGACUCAGUGCAAGCAGUCAGAUGGAAAAUAAUUUUUUAUAUGUGGUUUUUUUUUAACUCACAAACUUUAAUGUUUUCAAAGACUCCAUUUCAUUAUUCUUAAACAUGAGUAGAGCUAAUUGUCCGACUGUGUUAAUACAAUAUAAAACAAUAUGGUGCAAUUUUCAAUUGUUACCCUUUUAGGGAAAAUUGUUAUUAUAAGUAUGAUUAUUGUUAUUAUUGUUGUCUUGGAAAAGUUAUAGUAACUUGUUUUCCUUUAUAUGUUGUCAUUUGGAGUCCUGCUGGACAGAGGCAUAACAUGACAAUGAUGAAAUGAACACGUUUACAUUCAGCGUGUUGUGAUUAGUCUCAGAUUAAUGUGAGUUCAGGGAGUUUCUGCUUCUUGUGAAAUACCCCAAAUCACUUGGAUGUUGGCACAGAAUAACAAGCAUGCUAUUUAUGAAUUUUGACACAGAUGGUGCUCAUUAAUUUUUAUUUUUUACACCAAUUAGAACUGAAGAUAAACUGAUUUAGUCAAUAACAAUGAUAAUGGUAAUGAUAUUUAUAAUGAUGAUCUUAUCAAUAAAAUAGAAUGAGAUUUU
This is a messenger RNA of Melanotaenia boesemani (Boeseman's rainbowfish), 3744 nucleotides long. RefSeq names its product matrix metallopeptidase 14a (membrane-inserted) (gene mmp14a). The record is from RefSeq and is a predicted model, not a curated record. Bases 382 to 2055 code for a protein of 557 amino acids. Gene Ontology annotation, cellular component: extracellular matrix. NCBI's taxonomy places the organism in Eukaryota, Metazoa, Chordata, Actinopteri, Atheriniformes, Melanotaeniidae. The transcript is spliced from 10 exons. Gene Ontology annotation, molecular function: zinc ion binding; metalloendopeptidase activity. Gene Ontology annotation, biological process: skeletal system development; zymogen activation; extracellular matrix organization.